This is a messenger RNA of Vigna unguiculata (cowpea), 1096 nucleotides long. RefSeq names its product protein FANTASTIC FOUR 3-like. NCBI's taxonomy places the organism in Eukaryota, Viridiplantae, Streptophyta, Magnoliopsida, Fabales, Fabaceae. The record is from RefSeq and is a predicted model, not a curated record.
CCUCCCCCUCACUUCUUCCACAUGCCAUGCUCCCUCUCUUCUUCUUCUCUCUCAACUCUGCUAUUUCCUCUUUCUUCUUCACCUUCACAUUCAUUCACAAAUGGCUGCCACUCUUUGCCACUCAUACAUGGAGUCCCAACUCAUGGAGUCCACAAUACACAGACUCAUGCUGUCAUCCCCAAAACCAGUUCCUCCUCCCCAAAAAUCCAUUGAUUUACCCUUCAAAUCAAACAACCAAGCCUACGCUAAUUGGACCAACAUUCAAGCUCUUUCAACUGCCCCAAAAGAAAUCACAAGUGUCGACACCUACCUCAAACCAUCAUCACUCAGACUCAGCCCCAAGAGUCUGGAGCUCUGCACCGAAAACCUGGGGAACGAGACGGGCAGCGACAUCAUAGAGAGCGGCAUUGAGUUGCUCUCUUCGCAUUCGUCAGAAUGUGGCGAAGGUGAAGUGGGUGUGGCGAUGAUAAGGGAGAAGCAGAAAAGGAAAGCGCGUGAAGGUCGGAGUUUUCCGCCGCCGUUGACAACGAUAACAGGAUCGGAAACCAUUCGAGUGAGGCCCCACAGAGAAGGCGGGAGGCUAGUGCUCCAGCUCACUAAGGUCCCGUCCUCUUUCCGGGCAGAGAGAAGCCCCGGUCGCCUUCGCCUCUGCUUUUGGACUGAAAUGCAACAUCACCACCACCACCACCACAUUGAAGACGCGGUGGAGGAUGACCAUGAAGACGAGGUAGAAAAAACACAAGAGCAUCAACAUGAUGACGAUGACGAUGAUGUCGAUGAUGACGACGACGACGGUGUUGAUGCUGUGAAUAAUGAGUGUGAAUGGGAACGCUUUCAAGAACAUAGAAAAGAGCGAAAGAGUUGGGGUGUUGAAGGUGUGGUGAGGGUGGAAAGUACCAUGUUCGAGUGGCCAAGCAGCAGGUGCAAGGAAGAAGAACAUGAAAACAUUAAUGAUUUGUUAAUGUAUUGGGGGGAACCAGUUCGUUUAAUUUCUAUUUAAUUUCUAUUUAAUUUCGAUCUAUCUAUGACCUACUUCUACAUUUUUUUCCUCAUUUUUCUUACUCAAUUCCUAUCUAUUUUAUUUUUCCCCAGUAAA